CAGACGAGACGACUGCAAGCCUUUCCGAGCACAUCAAUGGAGGCGAGAAAGACAAAGCUGCGUUGAUCAUCUUCACCAGCGGCACAACUGGCGAGCCAAAGGGCUGUCUUCACACCGACCGAAACCUGGUCUCCGAGACUUGCGACUUCGACCCUGAAGUCGAUCCCUCGUUCUUCCUGCGCUGGCUGGUGCACACUCCCGUUUCCCACAUCUUCGCAGUCAGCAAUGUUCUCCGCGCAUGGAGAUUUGGCGGCACCGCCGUGUUCCCAUCAAAGUCCUUCAACGUCGAUGCGACUCUGAAAGCCCUGAUCCAGGAGCAGUGCUCAGCCAUGUCGGCGACUCCCACGCUGGCAAAGGCGCUGAUGGCGCACCCGUCGUUUCCCAGCCCCGACGAGCUGGAUCUGCGCAUCGUUACACUCGCUGGCACGUCCAUCUGUCUCGAGGACGUUGACCUCUGCCGCCAGGGCCUGGGCGCCAAAAUGGCCAUCCAGGUCUAUGGCCUGAGUGAGGGAGCGCCGUUGGUCACGUUUGCAAGGACUGAUCCGAUGCUCCUCGAUGGAUAUCACCCUGGUGUCGGCAAGGUUCUCCCCGGUGCGGCAGCAAGGGUCUGUCGGCCGGGAACUCGUGAGAUUCUGCGCCGCGGUGAUGUCGGAGAGCUGCAUGUCGGUGGAACCUCCAUCAUCGCCGAGUAUUACAAUCGAGAGAGAGACGAUUCCAUGUACGAGGACGGGUCUGGGCCAUGGUUUGCAACUGGAGACCAGGCAAAAAUUGAUGAGCACGGUAUCGUUUACAUCCUCGGUCGAUACAAAGAUCUCAUCAUUCGAGGAGGAGAAAACAUCUACCCAGUCAGGAUUGAAACUGCCCUUCAGCAGCUGCCUGGGGUACAGACCCAAGUCAUCGGCGCACCAGAUGAAAUCGCUGGCCAGGUCCCCGUCGCCAUCGCCAUCUUGCCAGAGGGCAUCACAAAGGCCCAUCUCAUCAAAAAGUCCAGAACCGUCGACGCAAGAUAUGCUCUGGACUCUGUAUACACUCUCGAAGAACUAGGCUUGGAGAAGUUCCCCGUCACUUCCCUGGGCAAGGUGAAGAAGGAAGUCUUGAGGCAAAAAUUGGCAAAGCUCCGCCAGCCCAUACAGCCAGCAGAACUACAGCCUAUGGUCCCAGAGAGGCAGCCUGUAGUCCAACCUACCCAAAAAUACAUCGAACAGCUCCUGGAUAUCUGGGAGAAGCUGAGCGGGACGCGGCCGGCCAUUACUGACAGCGUCAUGCUGUUGGCCGACAGCAUCACGCUCCUCCGCUAUUGCGACCAAGUCUUGCGAGUCUGUGGUCAACGCCUCUACCUGCAAGAUUUCGCAGAGAGCAACACAGUCGAAAAACAAGCCCAACUGCUACUAUCUCGAGACACGGGACAGGAUAGGCUUGCUAUAGCCCAAGGACGUCAGACCAAUGGUUUCAGCGAUACAUCUGCCAUACCAACCCAACAGUUUCAAACAUCCCUAGUCGCGAGACGGGAUCAGCAGGAUCAGCCACUAUCCGUAGAUGAAAUCGACAUAUGGAGAUCCGCUCGUGAAAAAGUCGCAAGCGUUGGUCUUCCGGAUACCGACGUUGAAGACAUUAUGCCGAUACGCGAUUCGCUCCAUCGAACCGCAAUAGGCUUGCGGCCGCAGUCAUACCACAACCGCAUGGUGUUCCGAGUUCGUGGAAUUCCAUAUGAACAGGUCCGACGGGGCCUUGAAAGAGCGCUGUCGUCUCGGCCAAUGCUACGAACCAUCCUUUUCGAGGCACCAAACAGGCUGCCCUUCCACGCCGUCCUGUCAUCAAGUCCAGCUCUCUUUGAGAAACUCAUUCACAACGUCGAAGUGGAGACGGAGGGUGACGCCACGGAGCGAGCCAAAGACGACUCCGCCGAGGGACACUCAUAUCCGUUCAUGUUCCAGUCAGACGUGGUCAAGAUCAGAACCGGUGAACAGUACCAUCUCAUCUUCACUUUCAACCACUCUGUGAUCGAUGCUCUAUCACUUACACUGUGGCAUCGCGAACUGGACCGCUGGAUUCAGGAUUCCAACCUCGAUAUCCCAGCCCUUACGCCAUACAAGCUCUUCUCUGAUCUCUUCAGUCACUACGAAGAGAGUGAACCCGCCCAGAAGAGCGUCAAAUUCCACGUCCAACGGCUCCGGGGAAUCUCUCGCUUCGAGCGCGCUCUAUGGCCUCCGCAGAAAGCCCCUGGCCUGAUGAUCUCCAAUGACCAAGGUUCACGCUACGCCGAGCAGCGGCGUAAGAUCAGGGACAAGGUCUGGGAGGGAGAAUGGGAGACGCGCGCUGCAGAGUUCCAGUAUCCUCGAUCUGGUCGGGUGAUUGGCCUCCCAGGACUGGCCAAACUCAGGGAGAAGUACGCCAUCCAGCCGUCGCUCUUCGCCAAGAGCGCGAUUGUGUUGUUCAACGUGCUCCACACGGGCGCUUCAUUUGCCCUCUUCAACUCUUGGGAGAGCGGCCGCUCAUGGCCGUUCAUCCCCAGGUGGAUGGACAAGCUUCUCCCGCCCUCGAUGAGCAUCGACGGUCCGACCGUCCAGUGGCUCCUCAACAUGUCGGAAGUAGUCAGCGACGAGACCGUCUCAGAGUUCCUGCAACGAAUGAUGUCUGAACAAGACCAGAUGAAGCAGCACGAGCACGUGCCCUGGAACCACGUCGUCCAAGGUCUGAGAGAUGAGGGCGCCAUGGCAGAGGCCGCGUCGUUCAGGCAGUCGUUUGUUUGGGACGUCAGCAUCGCCAUGCACUUCGCUGGAGGAGACCGGACAGACUUCAAGACCCUAGAGCCCGUAGCCCGAUACGACUGGCCCGACUGCGGCCUGUUUUGGAACGCUUUCAUGAUUGACGCCGUCAACCUCUACUUCAUCGCGUCGUGGGAUACGGCGCAGAUGAAUGAUAGGGAAGUUGAAGGGCACUGCGACAGCUUAGCAGAAGUUAUGAGGAAGUUGGCAAACGAAGACAACUGGGGGAAGAAGGUUGGAGAGGUUUUUACAAGAUAGAUCGGGUUUAUCUCAAGUUGAUGCCGGCGUUGGAUAUGGUCAAGAGUCACGAAGUCACAAGUGGGAUGAAUCACCGAGAAAGGUAGUGAGUGCUCUUCAAUCAAGCUGGUUGCGAGUCAAGAGUCACAAGAGAGAAUUGAAUAUUGAAGUAGAUAAUUGAAUUGAGACGUGGGUUUGUGAUCCC
This is a messenger RNA of Ilyonectria robusta, 3207 nucleotides long. RefSeq lists its product as uncharacterized. Gene Ontology annotation, biological process: fatty acid metabolic process. Bases 330 to 3023 code for a protein of 897 amino acids. Gene Ontology annotation, molecular function: medium-chain fatty acid-CoA ligase activity. The record is from RefSeq and is a predicted model, not a curated record. The transcript is spliced from 3 exons. Lineage: Eukaryota; Fungi; Ascomycota; Sordariomycetes; Hypocreales; Nectriaceae.